AGCCGAGCAGAAACAUGGCACUGGUUCAUGUCCUCGAUAACUACUAUCUCGCCAUCAGUUUCUUGAUCUGUUUGGGAUAUCAAGCCAUUUUCUUCGCUAUCUCUGUUGGAUUCAAGACUGAUCAACUGAACGAUGUUGCUGGUGGCACCAAUUUUGUCUUACUGGCAAUCAUCACGGUUUCCAUGUAUGGCCAGCACGAAGCCCGCCAAAUUGUCGACAGCAUUUUCAUCAUGAUUUGGGGAGCACGUCUUGCAGGAUUCUUGCUUUUCCGUAUCAUCAAGACUGGCAAGGACGACCGCUUUGAUGACAAACGUGGAAAGGUCCUGCCAAUGUUGGGUUUCUAUACUUUCCAAACACUCUGGGUGAGUCGAUCGUUGUUAGCCUGCUGUGCUUCACUAACGACUUGUGUGUUUAGGNUCUGGACUGUCAGUAUGCCUGUGACUAUCUUGAACAGCCCGAUUGUCAACCAAUACCGACAACCUGCUUUCAACAAAGCCACCGACAUUCUGGCCGUCAUUGGUUUCGGUAUUGGUAUCAUCAUGGAGACCNCCAUCUACAUGCUCGCUGUUACUCCCGCAUCUUACAACUACGUGCACGGCGGGGCAAAGGCAGCUCUAUUCGCCAGCGUCAUUGGACCAGUCUUCUUGACAAUGUUGUUGAUGUUCGUGUCUGGUCUGACCCUGCAAGAACGUCCCGGAGCAAAGAAGAGAUACGAGAAGGGCGAAGGCUGGAAUGAGUAUGCUGCUUACCUGCACCAAACCAGUAUCCUCAUACCCUUCCCACCAGCUCUUUACAAGAGGAUGCCUGUCAUCUUGAAGCGAACUUUGUUCCUAGAGUUCCCGAUCUAUGUGUUUGACCCAGCAAAGCACGCAGAUCAAGACGCUGCGCAGAGACAGGCAGAAGAAGGACACAAC
Molecule: messenger RNA, 914 nt
Organism: Aureobasidium musti
Lineage: Eukaryota; Fungi; Ascomycota; Dothideomycetes; Dothideales; Saccotheciaceae
Source: the annotation of a GenBank genome assembly